Rotaria sp. Silwood1 is the source of this 2790-nucleotide messenger RNA. NCBI's taxonomy places the organism in Eukaryota, Metazoa, Rotifera, Eurotatoria, Philodinida, Philodinidae. The record is from the annotation of a GenBank genome assembly.
AUGGAACAAUACUUACGACAGCGUAUUGAUUGUCCACCACCAGGUGGUACACGUACAUUAAUUGAAGAAAAAGAUAGUAUUAUUAAGAAACAACAAGAUGAAUUAAAUAAACUUCAAGCUCAAUUAAAAACAAUACAAGCUGAACGUGAUUAUUUACUUUCAUUACUUUCUAAUGAACAACAAUUAAAUAUUAAUAAUAAUAAUAAUAAUAAUAAUAAUAAUAAUAAUAAUAUUUCUCAACAAUCAAUAACAAAAAUGACAAAUCUUAUUGAUACUCGAUCAUCAUCAUCAUCAUCAUCUACAACAACAACAAUAACAAAUUGUCCAAUAAAUGCUUACGAACUUUCACAAGAGCUUCAAGAUAAACAAAUUGAAAUGCUUGAAAAAAAAUAUGGUGGUAGUUUACGAUGUCGUCAUGCCGCUACAAUAAUUCAACGUGCUUAUAGACAAUAUAAAUUACAACAAAAUUUUCGUCAUUUAUGUGCUACAAUGAAAACAAAUAAACGUUUAUCAUGUACAUUUAUUGAUAAUAAUAAUACAUAUAGUAAUAAUCAAAUUCAAACAAUAAAACCUUUAAAACCAUGUUUACGAACAACAAUAAAAAAAUCUUCAUUACCAACACAUACUGAAGAUAUAUUAAAUAUUUCAACAAGUUCAUCAUCAUCAUCCAAUACACCAACAAAUUCUGAUUCAUUAUCAUUGAAUUUUACUGAUCGCCAUCUUGAUUUACCAUCAAUUAAUUUUGAACAUUUUAUUGAAACAACAAAACAACAAAAUCCAAAUCGUAAACGUGUUUGUAUUAUAACUGAUAAACCUACAAAUAAAAAUUUCUAUGAUCAUACUGAUAAUGUAAGUGAUUUUGUUGAUGGUCAUACAAAUAAACCACUUGUACUUAUUGAAUCAAAUACAAAUAAUUUAAUAAAUUCUAAUGAACAUAAUGGUCUAUUAAAAACUCAAUCAAAUUUACCAACGAAUGAUUUAAAUUAUUAUAAAAAUUUAACUGAUUCACCCGUAUAUACAAGAAAAAAUUCUUCACAAAAACCAACACCACCUAUCCGUAGUUUAUCAUUAAAACCACGACCACCAUUCAUGCAAACAGCAAAUUCUAAAACAUCACCAAUAUGGAAACGAAAAACAUCUUUAACAAUAGCAACACAUGAUAAUGACAUAAAUGAUUAUUUACUUGACAGUCCAAAUCAUUCAUUACUUCAACGUUUAAGUCCAUCGUCAACUACAAGUUCAGAUCGUGAUAAUAUGAGUUUACAAUCAACAAGUAGUGGUUCUAAUUCUUGUUCAUUAUCAAAUAGUCUUGAAAUACAUCAACAACAAACAUUACUUAUUCAACAUCAACCUGUUUUACAUGGACAAGAACGAACGUCGAAUAUAAGAAUUAACGAAACAUAUCGAAGACGUUGCUAUCGUGCUGGACUCAAUAUAUUUAAUAAAAAACCUGAACGUGGUAUUCGUUAUUUAAUAGCACAUCGUUUUCUUGAAGGAAAUCCCCAAGCUGUAGCACGUUUUUUACUUUCACGUAAAGGUUUAAGUCGACAAAUGAUUGGAGAAUAUCUUGGUAAUUUACAAGACUCCUUUGCAAUGCAAGUAUUACAUGCAUUUGUAAAUGAAUUCGAUUUUCAAGAUAUGCCUAUUGAUGUAGCAUUAAGAAAAUUUCAAUCAACUUUUCGAUUACCAGGUGAAGCACAAAAAAUCGAACAAUUGAUGAAAGUAUUUGGACAACGUUAUUCUAUAACAAAUCCAUCAUCGUCACCAUCGAAUGUUGAUACUAUAUUUAUAUUAGCUUUUGCUAUUAUUAUGUUAAAUACUGAUUUACAUAGUCGAAAUAUAAAAUCUGAGAAAAAAAUGCGUUUAGAACAAUUUAUUAAAAAUCUUCGAGCAAUCGAUUAUGGUGAAGAUCUCGAUAUUGAUUAUUUAACUGGUAUUUAUGAACGUAUACGUGCAGAAGAAUUUCGUCCUGAUAGUGAUCAUGUAACACAAGUAGCUAAAUUUGAACAAACACUUAUUGGUAAAAAGCCAACAUUAGUUGCAUCACAUCGUCGACUUGUAUGUUAUUGUCGUUUAUAUGAAAUAUAUGAUUUAUCAAAACGUGAAAGACUUACAGCACAUCAACGUGAAGUAUUUCUUUUCAAUGAUUUACUUGUUAUUACAAAAAUUUCCGGUAAAAAACGUCAACAAUUACAAUAUCAAUAUCGUCAAGCAUUUCGUUUAUCCGGAAUGAAUUUAUAUUUAUUUGAAACUACACAUUAUCAAUAUGGUAUUCGUCUAGUACGUAAACCAGAUAUACAUCAAACAAAUUUAAUAACAUUUAAUGCAAGAAAUGAACAUGAUCGAACAAAAUUUUGUGAAGAUUUAAAAGAAGCUAUUAUGGAAAUGGAUGAAAUGGAAGGUUUACGUAUACAAUCUGAACUUGAUAAAUUACGUGGUUCAUGGAGUUCACUUGCAGAUAUAUCAAAUAAUAAUAAUAGCAAUACUACUAAUAAUAAUGGAAUUAUUUCAUCAUUAAUUGAUUAUCCAACAAAUAAACGUGAUAGACCAUUAUCAAGAACAUUAUCAAAUUCAUUACUUGAUAUGACAUUAACAAUGCCUGUUUCAUCAAUAUUGAAUCAUCAUAAAACAACGAAUAAUAAUAAUACUACUACUACUAAUAAUAAUAAUACAUCGGAUCUUUUGCCAUGUCGAAAUUCUCAAUGUUCAGUUGAUAGUGGAAUGGUUUCAUUGACAAAUGAGUUUUCACCAAAUAAUGGAUUUAAUAUGCGUUUAACAACAACUAAAUAA